AUGACGACUGAAAUUGGAUCCCAGGCUGAGGGCCUUAGGCAGAGAUGGACACCUGAAACUGAUCCAGAAUGGAAUCCAAAUUUGCCCUACGGUGGCAAAGUCUAUUUAGCUCGUAAAAAGAAAUCAGACCCAUUCCAUAUUCGAAUCAUUGAGGUUGUUGUUGUAAUUGCUACAUUAUCGUUUGCUUAUUAUGCCUACUUUUAUUUUGAUCACCUACAUUUCAACAUAACCCAUGCCUAUGCUCACUUAGGUUAUCCUCAGGCACAACAUCAAGUUGGACAGAGAUAUUUACAUGGUAAAGGUGUUGACAAACAUGGUGGAAAAGCUAUGGAAUGGUUCAGGAAAGCAGCCGACCAAGGCCAUCCCCACGCUGCUUAUAAUUUAGCUAUAGGACAUUUACGAGGUUAUAGAACUGAUGUUAAAGAUGGUGAGGCACAUAAACUGAUAGCUCAUGCAGCAUCUAAAGGAGUGGAAGAGGCUCAUAAAGUAUUAAAUAAUGUUUGUACCAGAGGAGGGUGUGAUUAA
This is a messenger RNA of Lottia gigantea (owl limpet), 525 nucleotides long. RefSeq lists its product as hypothetical. The record is from RefSeq and is a predicted model, not a curated record. Gene Ontology annotation, molecular function: protein binding. The transcript has 5 exons. NCBI's taxonomy places the organism in Eukaryota, Metazoa, Mollusca, Gastropoda, Lottiidae. Bases 1 to 525 code for a protein of 174 amino acids.